This is a messenger RNA of Scheffersomyces amazonensis, 2435 nucleotides long. RefSeq names its product DEAH-box ATP-dependent RNA helicase. Gene Ontology annotation, molecular function: RNA binding; ATP binding; RNA helicase activity. The record is from RefSeq and is a predicted model, not a curated record. The transcript has a single exon. Gene Ontology annotation, cellular component: intracellular anatomical structure; spliceosomal complex. Bases 25 to 2307 code for a protein of 760 amino acids. Lineage: Eukaryota; Fungi; Ascomycota; Pichiomycetes; Serinales; Debaryomycetaceae.
AAUCAGAUAAGAUCAAUAUCAUAAAUGAGUGAAAGGGCAUUGAAGAAACAGAAAGUGUCUGAAGAGUCUACUGCGGAGAUUGUUGCAGAAAUAGCUGAAGAAAAUUUACGUAAACAUCCUCAUGCAGUUGAAAACAAUUCUUUGAUUCAUCACGAUGAUGGUGAAUUUUCCAAAUUUAAGAGACAUGAAACAACUGCUGAACAAGCAGAAGCUCUUGAAAAUGGUCAUGAGAAUCCAUUCACAGGUAAGCCAUUUUCUCAAAAGUAUUUCUCAAUUUUGAAAGGUAGAAGAGACUUACCUGUUCAUGCUCAACGUGCUGAAUUUUUAAAGAUAUUUCAAUCUACUCAAAUCAUGGUAUUUGUUGGGGAAACUGGUUCAGGUAAGACUACACAAAUCCCUCAAUUUGUAUUAUGGGAUGAUUUACCUCAUUUACGUGGUACUCAGGUUGCAUGUACACAACCAAGAAGAGUUGCUGCAAUGUCUGUUGCUGCGAGAGUUGCUGAUGAAUUAGAUGUUGAAUUAGGUGAAGAAGUUGGGUACAGUAUUAGAUUUGAGAAUAAAACUUCUAAUAAGACAAUCUUAAAGUAUAUGACAGAUGGUAUGUUAUUAAGAGAAGCUAUGGAAGAUCAUGAUUUAAAAAGAUACUCGGUUAUUAUACUAGAUGAAGCGCAUGAAAGAACAUUGGCAACAGAUAUUUUAAUGGGUUUAUUAAAACAAGUUAGUGUAAGAAGACCAGAUUUAAAGAUCAUUAUUAUGUCAGCUACCUUAGAUGCUGAAAAAUUUCAAAAUUAUUUUAAUGAUGCCCCAUUAUUGGCUGUUCCUGGUAGAACUCAUCCUGUUGAAAUUUAUUAUACUCCUGAAUUCCAACGUGAUUAUUUAGAUGCUGCCAUUAGAACUGUAUUACAAAUCCAUGCCACUGAAGAUGAAGGUGAUAUUCUUUUAUUUUUAACAGGUGAAGAAGAAAUUGAAGAUGCAUGUAGAAAAAUCUCCCUUGAAUGUGAUGAAUUAAUUAGAGAACAAAACUGUGGACCAGUAGAUGUUUAUCCAUUAUAUGGGUCCUUACCACCACACCAACAACAAAAAAUUUUCAAUCCUGCACCAGAACCAUUAAGACCAAAUGGAAGACCAGGAAGGAAAAUUAUUAUAUCUACCAAUAUUGCUGAAACAUCUUUGACAAUUGAUGGGAUUGUUUAUGUUGUUGAUCCUGGUUUCUCAAAACAAAAGGUUUAUAAUCCAAGAAUCAGAGUUGAAUCUUUAUUAGUUUCACCAAUAUCUAAAGCAUCUGCUCAACAAAGAGCUGGUCGUGCUGGUCGUACAAGACCAGGUAAAUGUUUUAGAUUAUAUACUGAAGAAGCAUUUAAAAAGGAAUUAAUUGAACAAUCAUAUCCUGAAAUUUUAAGAAGUAAUUUAGCAUCAACUGUUCUUGAAUUGAAAAAGUUAGGAGUAGAUGAUCUUGUUCAUUUUGAUUUCAUGGAUCCUCCAGCUCCAGAAACUAUGAUGAGAGCAUUAGAAGAAUUAAACUAUUUACAAUGUUUAUCAGAUGAAGGUGAUUUAACUGCAUUAGGUAGAUUAUCAUCACAGUUCCCAUUAGAUCCGCUGUUAGCUGUUAUGUUAAUUGGAUCUCCAGGAUUCAAUUGUUCUGAAGAGAUAUUAACUAUUGUUGCAUUAUUAUCAGUACCUAAUGUAUUUGUUAGACCAGCAUCUGCUAGAAAGAGAGCUGAUGAAUGUAAGAUGAGAUUUUCUCAUCCAUCAGGUGACCAUAUUACUUUAUUAAAUGUGUAUGACGAAUUUCAAGGAAAUGAUGCAUUUGAAACUGGAUUACAUCAAUGGUGUAGAGACAAUUUCUUAAGUUAUAGAUCAUUAACUAGUGCUAAGAGUGUCAGAUCACAAUUAAGAAGAAUUAUGGAAAAAUUUGAUUUAGAAUUGAUAUCAAGUACAAAUGAAGAUGAAGUUAGAAAGGCACUUGCUGCUGGAUUUUUCAUGCAAGUUGCAAAGAAGAGAUCAGGUGGUAAAGGUUAUUUAACAAUAAAGGAUAAUCAAGAAGUUUUAAUCCAUCCAUCGACUGUGUUAGGGAAAGAUCCUGAAUGGGUUAUAUAUAAUGAAUUUGUCUUAACAAGUAAGAAUUAUAUAAGGACAGUCACCUCAGUUAAUCCUGAAUGGUUGGUUGAAAUAGCUCCAAAGUAUUAUAAUUUGGAACAUUUCAAUAAGGGAGAUGUUAAAUUAUCGUUAGAAAGAAUAAUAGAUUCAGUUGAAACUAAGAAGAAGAUUGAAAAGAAGGAGAAAAAGGAAAAGAAGAGUAAGAAAUAGUUAUAAUCUAAUAAAUUGUAUAAUAGAUAGAAAAUUAAUAAGUCAUUUAGAUACACUGUGCGGAAUGUAGUAGAAAAGAUAACCCAAGGUGAGAACUGUAAGCUUACUUUGAUAAGUAAAAUUUUGAC